Messenger RNA from Macroventuria anomochaeta, 1925 nucleotides. RefSeq names its product homoserine acetyltransferase. NCBI's taxonomy places the organism in Eukaryota, Fungi, Ascomycota, Dothideomycetes, Pleosporales, Didymellaceae. The coding region runs from base 46 to 1620 and encodes 524 amino acids. The record is from RefSeq and is a predicted model, not a curated record. Gene Ontology annotation, molecular function: L-serine O-acetyltransferase activity; homoserine O-acetyltransferase activity. Gene Ontology annotation, biological process: L-homoserine metabolic process. The transcript has 2 exons.
UGGUGACAGUCGCGUGGUGAGCGUUGCCACCCAUCGACCUGAGCCAUGAGCGUGUCCCGUAGACUGCUUGCUGUCGCGCGGCGGCAGACACCAAAUGUACAAAGCUACACCAGGACAGCCUCACGACCGUCAAUUCUUCAAGCCACCAGAAACAUACACCAACAAUCGCCGCCCAGGGCUCAGCAGAAUGCGGCAGCCCGAGCUGAAGAAGACUCUAUACAGAGCGAGUCGCUGAACCCAGCAUUGUCAUUCCCAUGUCUCGACGCCCUCGAAUCGAAGUCCGCGAAACUCUCGAAGCGCUCGACCGAAGGCCCCGAGCCAUCGUAUACAUCUGGACACACCGAGGUAUUCCAUUCGGAACAGCCCAUACUCUUGGACUGGGGCGGUAUACUGCCACAGUUUGACGUUGCAUAUGAAACCUGGGGCAGUCUGAACCAGGACAAGAGCAACGCCAUCUUGCUGCAUACUGGCCUCUCAGCCUCAAGUCAUGCGCACAGUACCGAAUCGAACCCCAAGCCAGGGUGGUGGGAGAAGUUCAUUGGACCUGACAGGCCCCUGGAUACCAACAAGUACUUUGUCAUCUGUACCAACGUCAUUGGAGGAUGCUACGGUUCGACGGGACCCUCUUCGAUCGACCCUGCGAGCGGCGAACGUUAUGCGACACGAUUUCCCAUUCUGACAAUGGAGGACAUGGUACGCGCGCAGUUUCGACUGCUAGACAACCUGGGCAUCCAGAAGCUGUAUGCAAGCGUGGGAUCCAGUAUGGGUGGCAUGCAGAGUCUUGCUGCGGGCAACUUAUUCCCUGAACGGGUUGGUCGCAUUGUCAGCAUCAGCGGUUGUGCUCGUAGCCACCCCUACAGCAUUGCCAUGAGGCAUACGCAAAGACAAGCACUCAUGAUGGAUCCCAAUUGGGCUCGAGGCUUCUACUAUGACAGCAUCCCUCCUCACGGAGGCAUGAAGCUGGCUCGUGAGAUCGCAACCGUCACAUACCGAAGUGGACCGGAGUGGGAGCUACGAUUCGGCCGUCGUCGCGCAGACCCGUCACGACCUCCAGCUCUGUGCCCUGACUUCCUUGUUGAAACAUACCUUGACCAUGCUGGCGAGAAGUGGUGCUUAGAGUAUGACCCCAACAGUCUACUGUACGUCUCCAAGGCUAUGGACAUGUUCGAUUUGGGACAGGAACACCGCAAUCGCGUCAACAAACGCAGGGCUGCAAAUGCAAGCAGAGUGCAGGCAUACCUCGAUGGCAAAGGCAUCGAGUCUGAGGCCAUUGUAGAUGCAUGCAGCUUGACCCUCCCUGAGCAGCCUUACGAAGAGAAGGAGCAGCCUGCCGACUUCGAUGAAACCAACGUCCCUGCAACCGACGGAAGCGAGCCGCCACCCGACUUAGUCGCGGGCCUUAGACCGUUGGCCAAUACCCCGGCGCUAGUGUUAGGUGUCGCCAGUGACAUCUUGUUCCCUGCAUGGCAGCAGCGUGAGAUUGCAACCACACUCAAGCGCACAGGAAACAAAAACGUGACACACAUCGAGCUAGGUGAGGAGAAGAGCAUGUUCGGCCACGACACCUUCCUUCUUGACCUGGAGAAUGUCGGCGGCGCGGUCAAGUCGUUCCUCGGCUGAGCAACAAACGGUUGGCUUGUGAACCGUUGUCAUUUCAUGUUUCGGCCCUUCUCUUUGAUGAUUCACUGAGGCCCUAAACCAAUCGGGUAUAUAUAGCAUUCAAGCGUGGUUCUGCAUUGCAUGGCGUUUUUGGCAGGGCGGAGGAUUUGGCCCUGGAUCUGCAACUUUUAUCUGCGCCUUUGUUUCCAGCAAAUGUGAUUUGCUGAAGAUUUUGCGGAAAAAGGAGCGUGCGUCGUACAGUUUUGACAAUACUCCUCAGGGGGUGCGUUACCAUGUAAGACAGAACCGUGAAAUGAAGUGGCGAG